This is a messenger RNA of Dreissena polymorpha, 3013 nucleotides long. RefSeq lists its product as uncharacterized. Lineage: Eukaryota; Metazoa; Mollusca; Bivalvia; Myida; Dreissenidae. The transcript has 18 exons. The record is from RefSeq and is a predicted model, not a curated record. Bases 133 to 1971 code for a protein of 612 amino acids.
UAUAUACAAUGUAAGAUCAGCAUUUUUUUGGAACGGAGUUUAAACACAAUUAGUUCAAAUAACCCAACCGAAAAAUCAAAUCGGAUGAUAUUUUGAUACCGUUUCGAAAGCGUUGGUCCUUCCAACUUUAAAAUGUGCCUGAAAUACCUGAUUUUCUUGUCAGCGGCGUCACUUUUUCGAACGGAAACCGUUGAAAAGGUUACCAGCGACUACUGGGAAUGGCGACUGUCCAUCUCAAGGCAGUUUUCCACCUCUAUCGGCACCUACAAGUACAAUGAUAGGCUUGAUUCCUACACAUAUGAAAAACUCGAGGAUAUAAAGGUCAAAGUAGACGAAUUUUUGAGACGUUUAACUCUGGUUAACAGCUCCACUCUGGAAGGAGAAAGGCUGAUCUCAUUCAAAGUUCUAAAGGAGAUCCUAGAAACCGUGCAAGAUGGCUAUGAAUGGAAGGACUAUCAGCCUUUAAAUCCAAUAAGCUUCUUGGAACACUGGUUUUUUGGCCUCGCAUCGCAGCCUUUUGACACCGAAGGUGACUUUGUGAACUAUAUUAGAAGAAUUGAAGGAGGGCCCCAACAGAUGGAGGAAAUGAUAAACUUGAGUCGCAGAGCCAUUGCCAUUGGUCACACAAGCCAUAAUGUCUCAGUUUCACGUGUUCCUCGGUACAUAGACGACAUGGUUAAACCACCAAACGUAUCAGCACUUUAUUCACCAUUUAAAGACCACGCCAAUCGCAUUCUGGAAAACCAUUCAGCGGCAAUGGAUAAACGGCUCCAAGAUGCCAUAAGUGCAUUCAACGCUCAACUCCUGAAGGUCAAGGAGUUUUUGAAGAACGAAUACAUGCCCAAAACGCGCCCCGGCCUCGGGAUAGGGAGCUUACCGCGAGGAAGAGAAAACUACCAAGCGUGUCUGAGGUUCCACACGUCAACAGACAUCACGGCAAAUGAGGUGUACGACAAGGGUCUUGAGGAGGUGGAACGUAUCGAGAAGCUUAUUAGACAGAAAAUGAUCAACAUAGGAUUCCCCAUCACAACAAAGAUGUCAGAGAUGUAUGCCAAUUUGACAAGUGACCCGAAGUUUCUCUUCAAUAAUCCGGCAGAUGCCCUAGCGAAUUUCAACAAAAUUAUUUUCGAACGAAUUAAGCCAUUGAUGCCGAAAUACUUCCAUCAUCUCCCAGACUUGCCACUAGAGGUUCGAGCCUACACCACGGACAGAGCCUCCGGUGGAUACAAGACAGGAUCUGCUGACGGUUCUAGACCGGGAAUUUUCUAUGUCAACCUCUUCCGACCCAAAGACAACCCCUCGUAUACCAUGGUUUCGUUUUCACUUCACGAAGCCUUGCCUGGCCAUCACAAUCAGGCAAGUUAUGGCCUUCUAUCCGACAUCCCUCCAUUCAUGCAGAAAAUUGAGUGGAAGUCCUUCAAUGCACCAUACUUCUUUCCGUUCUUCAACUCGUUUAUUGAGGGCUGGGGACUCUAUUCGGAGUUUCUUGGAGAAGAAAUGGGCAUCUAUCAUGACGAUUACGAAAUGCUUGGUCGUUAUGGCGAGGAGAUGUUUCGAGCAGUAAGAUUAGUGAUAGAUACAGGCAUCCACGAAUAUAACUGGACGAGGGACCGCGCGAUCGAAUACAUGAUGAAUUAUACUUAUUUUGGCCCUGAAUUAGCGGCAAACGAGAUUGACCGCUACGCCACAUGGCCAGGACAAGCCGUGGGCUAUACGAUCGGAGAAUUGAAGUUCAAGGAACUCAGGAAAAAGGCUUCCGACGCUUUAGGGAGAAAGUUCAAUCUAGCCGACUUCCAUUACACAGUCCUGCGCUACGGUACGCUGCCUCUCUCGGUACUGGAAUAUGUGGUUGAUAAAUGGAUUGCCGACCAACGAGCCGGCGGUUUCCCAGGCGUACCGACGGGCGUUGCGCCAGUGUUGUCGUUUAACGUCUUCAGCAUGAUAUUUGCCGCCAUUUAUGCACUUAUUUAACCCAUGUAUAAUUAGCGUCUAGAAAAAAGGACUUGGCAAACCCAGAUGAGAGGCGGCAUGAAGCUGCGUUUCAUCAGGGUCUGCGCUGUUUGCUUAAAGAAAUUUCUGUAAGAAAUAUUCUAAAAAUAGAAAUGAAUAUACCAGACAUCCCUAAUUUUGGAAAUGAAUUGAUCCAAUUUAGACGAAUGGGAGAGUCCAAUCGGCAUAAACGGGUUAAACUGAGCAAUGUAUAAAGGUCAGUGCCUUAAGUAGUCGUGAAGACUCGAAGAUAUAUAAAGGUCAGUAACAAAAUAAGUCGUGAAGACUCAGUUAUUUACACACAUACAGAACAAUAUAUAAUCACAGUAUUGAAAGUACUGGUGGGGCGAUUUUGCUCAAAUUUUGUGGUCGUAAAAAACCUAUGUACCGUGACUCAUCGGAGCUAUUUUGUUUGCGAAUGCAGAAACUGGAUGCAAAGUGGUUAAAUGCAGUAACGGACUACAUUCUUUGGUAUACGUAUAUUAUGUUAGUUAUGGGGGGAAUUGCAGAAGGCAAUUGCAACAAAAUCGCAACAAAUGUAGGUGAUGGUGCGUGCGGUCAUCAUAUGGAAAUUUAUUGUCAACAUCCCAAUAGUAAUAAACACAACAUACUUUUUAACUAUUGAGCCUUUUGUUUGAGGCUGUAAAGUACAGCAUGACCUUAUAUCGCUAUUAGCAGCUUGGAAAAUAUGUGCAUACUUUUCAAUUUGUCUUCGAUAUUUUACGAAAAUGAUUAGUGUUGAAUAUUAAAGCGGAAUGUUCUUAUCAGGGAAUGUGAAUGUGAAAAACCCACACAUUUUAAGGUACAAACAAUGCUGAACAAUUUUAUGCAUCGAUUUUAUGUUCGUUCAACUAAUAACGGUUUAUCAGUUUUAAUGUGUGAUUUUGAAAGAGUUUUGAAUGGCUCAUUUGCCGAUAUUCUACGCCUAAUAAUAUGUAGAAUGUAACAUUUAAAUUUGCUCUUAUUUAUUGUGUUAUGAUUUAGAAGUUCAAACGACAAUAAAUGUGUAUUCCGACUAAAUGUU